Molecule: messenger RNA, 1198 nt
Organism: Tarenaya hassleriana
Lineage: Eukaryota; Viridiplantae; Streptophyta; Magnoliopsida; Brassicales; Cleomaceae
Product: protein SCO1 homolog 2, mitochondrial-like
Exons: 8
Coding region: 120-944 (274 amino acids)
Biological process (GO): mitochondrial respiratory chain complex IV assembly
Source: RefSeq, a predicted model, not a curated record
GGAAGAGCUUGGGCUCCAAGAAAAAGUUGUUGACGAAGGAAGCGCGAAUUUCGGGUAUCUUUGGGAAAUUGAAAUAGAAACAGAUUUGGCAAUGAGCCUUUCGUUUUCUCGGGAAACCAAUGUUCUUUUCUCGGCGUGUUUUUCUUUCCUCCAAACUGGGCCCGACGCUUGCGGUCAAUCUGCUGCGAAGGUCUGGACCUUCUAAACGAACUCAGCGGUUCAGCUUCACGCAAUCGUCGAGGCACAGCCAUGGAAUCCCUCGCCGUAACAAUUCAUUGCCCGUCGAAACGCAGGCUUCUCGCUCGUGGGCUGUUUAUGCCGUCCCAGCUGUAGUUCUUGGCUUCGCUGGGUUUGCUUCGUUUCUUCAUUACAAUGAUGAAAGAAGAUCAGUUCCAAAAGGUCAGGGGGGAAGCCCUAUCUCCAACACCACUGUUAAGGGUCCGAUUAUCGGGAGGCCGUUCACUUUGAUCAGUACAGAGAAUAAGAUGGUCACCGAGAAGGACUUUCUCGGGAACUGGGUUCUACUCUAUUUUGGAUACACAUUUUCUCCUGAUGUCGGCCCGGAACAGUUAACAAUGAUGGCCAAGGCGAUAGACAAACUAGAGUGCAGCCAUAAUCUGAAGAUCCUUCCCGUGUUUGUCACCAUGGAUCCUCAACGCGACACACCUUCUCAUCUCCAUGCAUACUUAAAAGAGAUUGACGGAAGAAUCAUGGGAUUGACCGGACCUGUAGGUGCAAUAAGGCAGAUGGCUCAGGAGUACCGUGUCUAUUUCAAGAAGGUCGAAGAGGAAGGGGGCGAUUAUCUUGUCGAUACCUCUCACAACAUGUACUUGCUUAACCCGAAGAUGGAGGUGGUGAGGUGCUUUGGGGUCGAGUACACAGCGGAUGAGCUCUCACGCGAGAUUCUGAAAGAAGUAAGCCCCCUUUCAAGGUUACCCUUUUAACCGGAACCAGAGAAAUCCGAGACGAACGUUUUUUGGUCAGUGAAGUCCUUGAACUUCGUCUUCUAAGCCAUCCAUAUACGUCGAGAGCUUGUAGUGUAGUUUUUUUUUUGGGGGGUAAUUGAAAGGGUCGGACUUUUUUAGGGGAGAGGCAACAUUCUUGAAAUUCAUCAGGCGAAGACAAUAUAGAGAUAGACCACUGCAUUUCCAAUUCGGGAGUUGGUUUAAAAUGAUGUGACCCAUGAUGUUUUUGCUUA